Molecule: messenger RNA, 1446 nt
Organism: Cornus florida
Lineage: Eukaryota; Viridiplantae; Streptophyta; Magnoliopsida; Cornales; Cornaceae
Exons: 2
Coding region: 1-1446 (481 amino acids)
Molecular function (GO): RNA-DNA hybrid ribonuclease activity; nucleic acid binding
Source: RefSeq, a predicted model, not a curated record
AUGCAGAAUCAGGAACCAAAAAAUCGUAGGGAGGUACAAGUUCUUACCGAUCGGAUUGCAGCCCUCAGCCGGUUUAUAUCCCGAUUAUCGGAUAAGUGUAAAUCAUUCUUCGAUGCCAUAAGAUCUAAGAAUAAAGAUAUAUGGGGACCUCCACAGCAGGAGGCCCUCAAUCAGUUGAAAGGUUAUAUGGCCAAACCACCAAUUCUAUCCGCUCCAAAACCCGGGGAGGUUCUUAUUAUGUAUUUAGCAAUUUCUAGCAUAGCAACAAGUGCAGCAUUGAUUGGAAAGGAAGGAAAGAGGCAACAUCCAAUCUUCUACAUAAGUAAGAUAAUGACAGAUGCGGAGACGUGGUAUAGCAAAGCAGAGAAAAUCAUUCUAGCCUUGGUUUAUGCCAAAAGGAAGCUUCGGCAUUAUUUUGAAUCCCAUAGCAUUAUGGUACUCACCAACUAUCCUAUACGAGGUAUACUCUCUAAGCCAGAUCUAUCUGGGAGAAUUACCAAAUGGGCUAUCGAGCUUAGUUCCUUCGAUAUAACUUAUGAGCCGAAAGUGUCGCACAAGGGACAAGCCGUAGUAGACUUUCUUUUAGAAUAUGAAGACACUCCUGAAGAGCCAGAACCCCCUAAACCACAGUGGGAGCUUCGGGUCGAUGGCUCCUUGAAUCAAACAAGUGCAGGAGUUGGGGUUGUUAUGUCAACACCCAAAGGCACCAAGUUGCAGCAGUCCAUUUGCUUAAAUUUCUCUGCUACGAACAAUGAGGCUGAAUAUGAGGCAUUACUUGCUGGUCUUCGAUUGGCCAGCAGCCUCCAGGUACCUCGUGUUGAGAAUGCCGAAGUAAAUCAAUUGGUUACAGCAGCGUCAUCCUCAAAUGAAGAUCUGACUUGGAUUAUGCCAAUUGACAUCUUAGACGAACCCAGCAACCCUCAGCAAGAAGUAAUGGUGAUUCCAGUUAUUCCGCGAGAGCCAUGCUGGAUUGAUCCAUUGGAAGCCUACCUCAAGCAUGGAACUCUUCUAAACCAGAAAACUAAGGUACGGAAGCUCCGACUCACUGCAGCUAAAUAUGCCAUCAUUAACAGCCAGUUGUACCGGAAGUCAUUUUCAGGUCCUUACCUGAAAUGUUUAAGCUCUACUGAGGCUCUUGUGGUAUUGAAACAAAUCUAUGAUGGAGAUUGCAGCAACCACUAUGGGGGUAGAUCCCUUACACAUAACGUUCUAACUCAAGGAUACUUCUGGCCGUACUUGGCCCGGAAUGCUGAAGAGUAUGCUCAGAGAUGUGACAAGUGUCAGCACCACGAUCCAAUGAAGCAUCAACCUACCAAAGAUUUGCAUGCAAUGGCAAAUCCAUGGCUGUUCGCACAAUGGGGGAUUGAUAUGGUGGCCCUUUACCCAAGACCGUGGAACAAAAGGAGUACGUACUACUGGCUACAGAUUAUUUUACUAAAUGGGUAA